AUGAAGCUGAUUGGAUUUUUUCAAACAUCUAACUCAUCUGGUCUCUUUUUUCUACAAUCUCCGUCAGAUAACCUCUACAUAGAUCCACCACCGUUCGAUUUACAGUUCAUCUACUGCGUUCAAAUGACGCACUACCUGCAUUCCGCCUACGCAACACUCUAUCUGGAUCCGUGGCGUUCCGACUCGCCGGCUAUGUUGCUUCACCACGUGGUCACUCUCAGCUUAAUUUCACUCUCAUUCGUACGCAGGUGA
Molecule: messenger RNA, 252 nt
Organism: Opisthorchis viverrini
Lineage: Eukaryota; Metazoa; Platyhelminthes; Trematoda; Opisthorchiida; Opisthorchiidae
Exons: 1
Coding region: 1-252 (83 amino acids)
Biological process (GO): ceramide biosynthetic process
Cellular component (GO): membrane
Molecular function (GO): sphingosine N-acyltransferase activity
Source: RefSeq, a predicted model, not a curated record